ACUAGGUGCGACGAUUGAGUGGGCUUAGCAACUAAUAUCGGCUGAUAGUAGAGAGCGAUUCGAUGGUAGAGCAGGUCAGCAGAGUGGAGCUUCAGAUCGACGACGCCAGAUGGCCUAGGCCUUCAGAGACAGUAGCGCCAGGCAGGGUGGCGCUAGAUCUGCCAGCCAGAGGGGUUUCUGCGGAUGCAAUAGAGAGUCGAUGGUCAUCGACGGUGCUGGCCCCAGACGUAUACCUGUGGAUGUACGUCAUCGAGACAUUCGAGCUGGACAGUCAGAGGUGGCGACGACCUGGCACGACUAGUAUAGAGGUGGUGGGGCACAUCUACUACUCGCCGGAGGUGCUAGCCACGGUCUAUUUUCACGGCCUCGUCCACGAUCCUUGGCGAGAGGAGCAGACCACAAGGACGAUCUUACUGGCUCGAGCGGACUCCGCGCGUGGCGAGGGAGAGCGGCUGCACGGGAGAGUUCAGAGAGUGACGACAACCUUCAGGAUCGGAGGACACUUCCCAUACCCUAGCAGUCGACUGCGUGUCACACUUCUGGGCUUUGUGGCGGAGGAGCUUUGGGGUCUUAGGCGUCUGGGUGAGAUCUACUUUGCGGCUCUUGACUUGGACGGCCUCUGCCGAGGGUACGCUGAUAGGGACUGGGUGCUGUAUGCUCAGUUUGUAGCGGGGCCGCUUGUAGGCGAGCGAGGGCUCCAGUUGAUUGAGUUCCUGCGGGCCAUUGUACCUACUGGGAGCUCUGACCUAUACUCUCUGUACCAACCUCUAGCCUUCUGGACGGCGCUAGAGAGAGAGGCUCAUAGGUCUACAGAUCAUUUAGCUGGAGUAGGGCAGUUGUUAGCCGAGACUCGUGAGGAGAGGCCGGGUCAUCUCAUCUCGACCUGGGAGGUUGAGGAGUAUUACCAGCAAGUAUAUCCAGAGGCUGACGAUCUUGGAUGGUACGCUGAGGAUGGGGAUUGGAAGGACUUCGAUGACAUAGACCCUUGGGGCGACCAGGACCAGGGUUGGGGAGAUCUGGCCCAGGCUGAGGGACAGGAGCAGAUAGGUGGAGAGGCACCGCAGGAGAACGGCUGGGGAUAUCUUCUUCAGGCCGAGGGACAGGAGGACAUCCCUUGGGGACGAGGGGACGAGGAGCUAGAUGAGGAUGGCGAUGUGGGCAUGGCAAACGCAGAGGGGAUGUAGCUUGUGAAGAUUAGUGCGAGUCAGGUGGUAGAAAGGAGAUAGAGAAGAUGGUCGAGACCACGGAUGGGUAGGCAUGCGCCCUCCUUCAUACGAGCUUAUUGGUAUCAGUUGCUUGUUGUGGGGUGGGAGCCUACGAGAGAGGAUAUUGAUAAUGUUAUACGAUCUUUGAACGGAAAGACGAAGAGGGAAUUCCUGCCAUACGAGCUGGUCGCGUACGACUACGUCCAGGGAGGGGGCUUAGAUCCUUGGCGCAUAUAUGUACUUACUUACCACUUUACUAG
Messenger RNA from Chara braunii, 1465 nucleotides. Lineage: Eukaryota; Viridiplantae; Streptophyta; Charophyceae; Charales; Characeae. The record is from the annotation of a GenBank genome assembly.